AUGUCAAAACCUCGCACUCAACCGCCGCUGUUCUACGAGACUGCAAAGUGUGUAGCUCUUUAUCUGGAUCCUAAUUUGAGAUUCCAUCUUAACCAAAGAUGUCCUUCUUUCCGAGCCAUCCACAGGACGCAAAACAUGAAAAUCGGAAAGCUCCGGAUCAACCAUGCAGACUUCAUAAUGGAUGAGAUCCACUACCGAGUUGGAAUCGUCCGCAAGUACCACUCCGGAACGACACCACAGUCGGUAGCUAUUGAGAAUGAAAGAGGUGGAAUUCAAUAUGAUGUGGAUAGAUACGGUAUUCCUACGAUACCGGAAGGAGCACAGACUAGAGAAGAAAUACCGCAGGAUGAGAUGAUAAGAGCGAGUUUGGAAAGGAAGUUGAUGCAGCUGGAGAGGUAUGAGGCGGGGAGGCAUUCACCGAGAUAUGAAAUAGAACUAGAGAGAAGAAACCUUGAACUGAAUUCGUAUGGUAGGAGAAUAUGGAACCAAGAGCCGCUUUUUGAGCAAUACCUCAAACUCACAGUUAGUUCUGGAAGCAAGCUCUUGAAAGAGGAAUUUUUGAGUUAUAAUCGAAACUUGAAGCAAGCUAACCACUAUCUUUUGAAGAAGAUCCUCGGUGUCGACGGGAAACUUUUAAUUUGGGUUCUCGACUAUCGUGGGGACAGUACUACUUUUACAUCAUCACUUGCUGAUGACCCACAAUUAUAUUAUUGGAAACCGUUUCGGCCAGCAAUCUUAAAGCCACGAAACACCAGAGUAAUAUUCGAUGUACCAAUACGAGUUAUAGGAGGGAGACUGGAAAUCAAAAAGUUGGUUACUAUACAGGUUCUUCCUAUAGUCAUGUCAAUCCUCAAAGAUAUUGCACCCGCGGAUUUCUUUCCGUUGAAAUUAUUGGUAGUCCCUAACAAGUUACAACCCAAUGAUCCGAUUCGAGAUACCGCCGAGUUCUUAAAUGUAAAUGGUGCGUCAAGGAUCAGAGUACUGCUUAAACUACCUAACAUGCGAGUACAUCUUAUAGAGUGUUUAUUGGUAAAAAAGGAUGUAGAGCGGCUUAUGAGGAAAUGGAAGGAGGAGGAUAACAGCAUGGUCGGACGAUGUUAUUCUAUGGGAUUUCAAUAUUACUGGGAUCCAAAGAAGUUAUUGGAUUGCUUCAAAGCUUUUCGAGAAGCAAGGCUGACCGAAAAUCCAGAAUCCGUUUACGUCCCAUUGAGUGACACCACUGAAGUGAAAGUUUGGUGGAAGGAGACCACGGAUGAGGAAUAUUGCUACCGACCGUUUAUUGCAUUUAUCAAAGUUCAGGAAAGAGAUCCAGCUCUAUUUUUUAAGAGAGGUUCUCUAUGA
Messenger RNA from Caenorhabditis remanei, 1341 nucleotides. RefSeq lists its product as uncharacterized. Bases 1 to 1341 code for a protein of 446 amino acids. Lineage: Eukaryota; Metazoa; Nematoda; Chromadorea; Rhabditida; Rhabditidae. The record is from RefSeq and is a predicted model, not a curated record. The transcript is spliced from 3 exons.